Molecule: messenger RNA, 1102 nt
Organism: Danio aesculapii
Lineage: Eukaryota; Metazoa; Chordata; Actinopteri; Cypriniformes; Danionidae
Gene: guca1d
Product: guanylate cyclase activator 1d
Exons: 4
Coding region: 1-558 (185 amino acids)
Molecular function (GO): calcium sensitive guanylate cyclase activator activity; calcium ion binding
Source: RefSeq, a predicted model, not a curated record
AUGGGUAACAACCACGCCAGUCUGGAUGACAUCCUCGCGGAGGACAUGCACCACUGGUAUAACAAAUUCAUGAGAGAGUCUCCGUCAGGCCUCAUCACUCUCUUUGAGCUCAAGUCUAUUCUGGGGCUGCAGGGAAUGAACGAGGACGCCAACAGUUACGUGGAUCAGGUGUUCUGCACUUUCGACAUGGACAGGGAUGGAUAUAUCGACUUUGUGGAGUAUAUCGCUGCUAUUAGCUUAAUGCUCAAGGGAGAAAUCAACCAGAAACUCAAGUGGUACUUCAAACUUUUUGACCAGGAUGGAAACGGGAAGAUUGACAAGGACGAGUUGGAAACAAUAUUUACAGCUAUACAAGACAUCACAAGAAAUCGUGACAUUGUGCCAGAGGAAAUAGUGGCCCUUAUAUAUGAAAAGAUUGAUGUUAAUGGAGAGGGUGAACUGACACUGGAAGAGUUCAUUCAAGGAGCCAAAGAACAUCCCGACAUUAUGGAUAUGCUGAAGAUACUGAUGGACCUCACUCCAGUCCUAGUAAUUAUCGUCGAAGGGCGACAGAAAUAAAUGAAUGAACAUUAUGUUGCUUUGAACUCCAGAGUCAGGACAAAGAAAAUUCCCUUUCUCAAAUCAGUGAAAAUGGAGUUUGGCAGACCCAGUCUUGAGGAGCAGUCGAGGAUCAUGCUUAUGUAUCUUCCUAUGGCACUUUUAAUAUUUCCUCUACCGGACCAAAUCACGGUCUGAUCUGACCUCGUGGAGAUUCAGUGGAGUUGUCCUCAGAUGAACAUUGAUCCUCUAAUGCUAUAAGGAGUUCAGGAGACUAAGGACCUGCUGGCAAGGCUUAGGAAUGAACAGAGUGGUGCUUUUUAAGGAAAGGCUCAGCGAAGAACAUGGUGUGAACAUCUAGUGUCUUUCAUUGGGUCAACACAUCACAUAAUCCAUGUGCUGUUUAUGGCAUCACUAUAUUGCCCUGAGAGUGAAUUCUAGGACAGUCCAUCGCCGAUGUGGCCUGAAUUGCCCUAAAAAACUGUGCAUUUUUGUCCAGAGUGGUGGUUCUCAAUUAGUUUAGCAUUAAACCCAUACAAAAUUCUCCUACCUGUAUAUAAAAAGA